Molecule: messenger RNA, 921 nt
Organism: Morchella importuna
Lineage: Eukaryota; Fungi; Ascomycota; Pezizomycetes; Pezizales; Morchellaceae
Exons: 3
Coding region: 1-921 (306 amino acids)
Biological process (GO): peptidyl-histidine methylation, to form tele-methylhistidine
Molecular function (GO): protein-L-histidine N-tele-methyltransferase activity
Source: RefSeq, a predicted model, not a curated record
AUGGCCUUCAAAUUCAACUUUUCCACCGGCGGCGACAGCGACAGCGACGAUGACACGCCCAUGACCGCCGCGCCCGCCGCCGCCGCCCCCACAGCCGCCCCCCCCACCACGCCCGCGCAGCACCACACACUCGCCUCACUACACACUCCCCCAAACAUCUCCUACACCACGCUCCACCCCACCCCGCACAUCCGCCUCCCCCGCCGCGAGCUCUACGACGUCCGCAUGCAGCUCAUGUCCGAAGACCCACUCUCCACCACCACCACCACCACCGCCCCAACCGCGCUCAUCGGCACCUCCGACAUCCACACCUCCGUCUACGAGGGCGGCCUCAAGUCCUGGGAGUGCUCACUAGACCUCGUCCAGCACCUCUUCAGCACCCCGCCAACACCCCCGCCUACGCGCGUCCUCGAGCUCGGCUGCGGCACAGCGCUACCCUCACUGCACCUCUUCCAGGCGGCGCUGGCCAGCGGCACGCCCUGCUGCUUCACGCUCGCAGACUACAACGUCGAUGUGCUGCGGCUAGUGACGCUGCCGAAUCUGCUGCUGGCGUGGUGCAUGCUGCGCGCUGGGGCGGCGUGGGAGGACGAGGGGGACCUGGAGGUGACGCGGGACCUGGUGGACGAGUUUGUGGCGGCGCUGGAGGGCUGCGGGGUGGGUGUUGAGUUUGGGCUGGUGUUGGGGUCUGAGACGAUUUAUUCGCUGGCUACGCUGGGGGUGUUUACGGAUGUGCUGCUGGGGGCUGUGGAGGAAGGGGGGAGGGGUUUGGUGGCGGCGAAGAGGAUGUAUUUUGGGGUUGGGGGGGGCGUGGGGGAGUUUUUGGAGGUGGUGGAGGCGAGGGGGGGGUGGGUGGCGAGGAUGGUGAGGGAGGAGAGGGAGGUGGGGGUGGGGAGGUGUGUGGUGGAGGUUGUGAGAAAGUAG